Messenger RNA from Paramecium pentaurelia, 793 nucleotides. Lineage: Eukaryota; Ciliophora; Oligohymenophorea; Peniculida; Parameciidae. The record is from the annotation of a GenBank genome assembly.
AUGCAUCCAUUUUUUUUGGAAAACAAAUAUUGUCCAAUAUGUUAAAAUAUCUCAGCUUAAUCAAGUAUAUCUAAGAAUAUAAUUAAUAGUGCUUGAAAGUAUAGGAAUAGAAGAAUUAAAGAAAUCUAUCUUAAAAUCUAAUGUGGAUAAUUAAUAAUUGUAAUUAUUGAAAAAUGUUGAUGAUAUAGAUUUGGAAGAUAAUUUUAUAUAAUCAACUACUUAAGAUGAUAAAGAAAUAAUAGAAUUAAGAUUAUUAAAUAAAAUGGAUAUAUAUGAUUAAUUAACUGAUUCUGCAUUGCAAUAGGUAUUCAAUUGUAAUAAUUGUAGUACAAUUCUUUUUUAGAUUAAUAUUUUUGAUAGUUGUCUGACUUUAUACUUUAUAUAAUUGUUUAUAAAUAAAAAUGCAGUUAUUUCAUAUAUUUAACUUAGAAAUUAAUUUAAAAAAGUUCAAAAUUCUACAUAAUGUUCUGUGACCAUCAAGGAGAAUAAUCAUUCUGUAUAUGUUGUCAAUAACUUAUUUGUGAAUUAUGUAUAUGUUGUACAAAUUCAAAAAAAAUAAAUGUGCCAAAAAUACAUUUAAAUGCACUUUGUUCAAGAUGUGAUUAAACUUAAGCUUAAAUUAAAUGUGAAUAGUGUAUGUUUCAAUUCUGUUAAGAAUGUUUUUAAUCAGUUCAUAAAAUAGGCAAAUUUUCAACUCAUAUCAAAAUUGAAAUCAAUUAAGAUCUACACUAAUAAAUAAUCAAAUAAAUGUCUAUAAUUACAGAACUUGAAUAAUACUGUUAAGAAUAAAUGA